Molecule: messenger RNA, 1080 nt
Organism: Yarrowia lipolytica CLIB122
Lineage: Eukaryota; Fungi; Ascomycota; Dipodascomycetes; Dipodascales
Source: RefSeq, a predicted model, not a curated record
AUGACUUACAUAUUACGCUGCAUCUCAGAUGCGCAAGAACCUUACUGCGCAAGGCUGCUUAUAGGGAUCGAAGAAAUAUAUAAACCCCUCUCUAAGGAGCUCCAUUGGAAUAUCAGUCUCAUUUUGAACAUUCAAACGGAAACACACGCACAAACAACACAAACGAUGCCUUUUACACCCCGAAAAGUAGCCCGAAAGUUCACUGCCAUUGAGCAGUCUGAGGGAGUUGGAGCUCGAGUUCGACGAGCCGUUGGCAACAUGCAAGUUCGAAACUUCUCUCCUUUCCUUCUUUUUGACCAUUUCAAGGUCCCCUCUACCGCUGGUUUCCCAGACCAUCCUCAUAGAGGCCAGGAGACUAUCACAUACGUCAUUGAUGGUUCUGUUGAUCAUGAGGACUUCACUGGUAGCAAGGGUACUCUUAACGAGGGUGAUUUGCAGUUCAUGACAGCUGGAAAGGGAAUUGUUCAUGCUGAGAUGCCUGCCCCUGGUCCUGAUGGAGAAACCAAGAUUGUUGAGGGUAUCCAAUUGUGGGUUGAUCUCCCCAAGGAGCUCAAGAACUGUGAUCCUCGAUACCGGGAUCUUCGAAAGGACGAGAUCCCCGUGGCCGAGUCUCCAAACAAGGAUGUUGUUGUCAAGGUCAUUUCCGGAGAAAGCAUGGGUGUGGAUUCUGUAAAGGAUCUUGCCUACACUCCCGUCUGGUACCUCGACUACAACAUUGAUGCCAGCAAGUACGACGGCCGAAAGCUUGAGCAGACCAUGCCCCAUGGCUUCAAUGUUCUUCUUUACGUCAUGAAGGGAGGUGCUACCGUUGACGGCCAGGUUCUCAAGACCAACGAUGUGGCCAUAUUUGACACUGCCGGUGACGGAGUUGAGUUCCGAGCAUCCGAAACCGAGGACUCUCGAAUCAUCGUCGUGGGUGGCCAGAUUCUCGACCAACCCAUUGUUCAGCACGGCCCUUUCGUUUCUACCACUCGGGAGGGUAUCAUGUCUGCCAUGAUCGAUUACCAGAGCGGUAACAACGGCUUUGAGCGAGCUCCUACCUGGGUCAGUGAGAUUGGUAAGCGAAUGACUGGACGAUAA